GUUUUUUCAUAUUCUUGUAGGGGUUCUGAUGUAACUCGUGAAGUCGGAUGGGUGAUAUUUGAUGAAGUUCACUACAUGCGAGAGAAGGAACGUGGAGUAGUUUGGGAAGAAUCUAUGAUAAUGUUGCCGAGUAAAGUUAAUAUGGUUUUUCUGAGCGCUACAAUUCCAAAUGCAAGGGAGUUCGCUCAGUGGAUCGUCAGCUUGCAUUUGAAUCCGUGCAAUGUAGUCUAUACGGAUUUUCGCCCCACCCCGCUGCAGCAUUAUGUUUUCCCUUGUGGAGGUGAUGGUAUACAUCUUGUUCUCAACCAAAAAGGCGAAUUUAUUGAAUCAAAUUUUAAUUCGGCAAUGGAGAUCGUUAGAAACGCAGCCGAUAACGCGAAAAGCGACACGGCUCUGCGUGGUAGAAAGGGAGGGUCACUUCCUGAAGAAAAAUCGGCCGUGGAUUUAAUUUUUAAUAAUGCUAUUGCUAGUCUUUCUGCUCAAGAUCGCACUCUUCCUCAAGUUCAAAGCAUCUUGCCCUUAAUCAAACGAGGAGUUGGGAUCCACCAUGGUGGGCUCCUGCCUAUUCUUAAAGAGAUUGUAGAAAUACUUUUUUCUGAGGGCCUUAUAAAGACAUUUGCAAUGGGCCUUAAUAUGCCCGCUCGCACUGUUCUUUUUACCUCUACUCGUAAAUUUGACGGAGCUACUUUCCGUUUAUUAUCGCCUGGUGAGUAUAUUCAGAUGUCUGGUCGUGCUGGACGACGCGGAAAAGACACCCUUGGUACUGUGAUAAUCAUGGCCGAUAACACGCUCUCUCCAUACGCGGCUAAACAACUUCUCCUUGGCCAGCCUGACCCUUUAAACUCUGCCUUUCAUCUUACC
Messenger RNA from Protopolystoma xenopodis, 861 nucleotides. NCBI's taxonomy places the organism in Eukaryota, Metazoa, Platyhelminthes, Monogenea, Polystomatidea, Polystomatidae. The record is from the annotation of a GenBank genome assembly.